GCCAGACCUCCUGACUUCCCCCUAAAACAUAAAAAGACAUAAAAUCCCCGAGGCAGAAUUCAUCCACUCCUGCGGCUCUCGUGCGGUCAUGGCUACGGAUUCACUGAUGCUUUUCUUUACUCUGACGUCUGCAGUGUGUCUGUGGAGGAACACACCUGUCCUCUCUCUCUCCGUCCCAGAGAAGGUGUCUGCUCUGGAAGGGUCGUGUGUGGUCAUUCCCUGCUCCUUCAGCCCCGUGUCCAGCACACAGAUAAUGGAAGUUCUGGUCAAGAGAUCUUCUUCUGUCUUCAUUCUGAAGAAAACGGUCUUCUCCAGCCACCGCAGUGACGUCAUUCAUCCCGACUACAGAAACCGUGUGUCUCUCGCAGGAAACAUCAGCUCAGGAGACUGUUCCAUCAUCAUCGGCAGAAUCAGAAAGGAAGAUCAGAACACGUAUGACCUCCAGCUGAGGGAACCAGGUCAAAGGUCACCGACUGCAGAAACAAAAAUCAACGUCAGCGUAAUGAGUACACCGGAUCCGCCCAAGCUCACUGACCCAGGACCAGUGAAAGAAGGCCAGCGGGUGACAUUGAACUGCUCUGUCCGGCUGAGCUGUCCGUCCGAGCGGCCCGGUCUGGUGUGGAUGUGGGAGCGUGGAGAACAUGACGGCAGCAUUGUGCAUGGAGACACUGAGCUUCAGCAUAAGCCGGGUCAGUUCCUGCUUCUGCAGUCCAGCCUGACCUUCACUGUACCUCAACACACAAACCCACGAGUGAGAUGUCAAGCCAACUACACCAAGAACCGGAGAUCUUCGGCCGUCAGAGAGAUUCUCGUUCACUUUCCUCCAAGAGACGUCACCAUUCAGGUUCAGAGCUCGUCUGUUUGGGUAGGAGGAACGGCGCUGUUGGGCUGCACCUGUAAGGCUGAUCCGCCCGUAUCUGAAUAUCAGUGGACCAGCGUUCAGUCCGGGAACACCAUCAUUCUGUCCAGACGCACUCCCACCGUACGCAUCUACAACAUCAGCCGAGACACACGCCUCCGGUGCACCGCCACCAACAGACUGGGACAGGCCACGUCUCGCCUCACUGCUCUCAAUGUUCAAUACGCACCGGUGAUCCUGCGUGACUCCUCCUGCGAGUGGGACGGGUCUCUGCUGUCAUGCGUGUGUGUGGUGGACUCAAACCCUCGUCCGGCCGUCACCUGGAGUGUGAACAGCAGUCACCUGCCCGACAGCUACAACCUUUCUUAUUCAUAUUCCAACUUCAUAUUGACCUCGACUCUCAGAGGGAUGUCUGACCCCGGGCUGCCCGUGGAAUGUUACGUCAUCAACUCUCUGGGCAACGACUCCCGGCUCCUGUUUGAGUCUCCGAACGGUGGUGUGUUAUGGACUCUGAUAGCGUCAGCAGCAUGUGUUGUUGUGUUUCUUCUCCUGUGUCUUCUGAUGUUCUUCUGCUGUUUCAGGACAAACAGACUGACAUACAGACCUCCUGCCAUCCAUCCGGAGAAUCUGGCGAUCUAUCGGGAGCGCACGCCGCUCUACGUCAACUGCAGUGACGUCACCAACAUCUACACCAACGGCAGUUAUCAGCUCAUCUAUCAGAACGACACGCCCAUCUUCAUACGGACUAAACAGACACAUAAGAGACGAAGACGAGCAGCGAGACGACAGCGAGCACAGAAAGAGAUUGUGAUGACGGCAGAUUCAGACACGGCCGUCUAUGUGGAGGUCAUCUGACUUCACAUGAACAAAUGCACACGUGACAGAAUUAAACCUCUGAACACGUUUCAUUCUUACCAUGAUGUCGGUGUUAUUUCUGUCUAUCAAUGUCUCUAUAAAGAGUCAAAUGUGAGGACAACUCUUCUUAAAAUGAUCAGAUUAUAUAUCGCUGGACAUGUGCACAUUUUACUACAGUAUUCUCCAUCAUGUAUCCUGUACAACUAACACAAACCUUAAGGUAGGACUUUGGAAGGGGAGGGAGUUAAGGUAUAAAAAUAUCUAAAUUAAAGGUACAAAAUUAGGGAUGCGCAAUAAAUUAUCCACCAUAUCGGUCAAGGUGAUAAUAAAAUUUUGUCCGUUAUCUUAUGGCAGACAUAUAAAAUAGGCCAAUAUAUUGGUUAUUGACUUCCAAUGUUAAAGAAUUAUCGGUUAUCAGACAAAAGUUACAUAUCAGUGCAUCUCUAAUUUUUAUAUUUGACUUAUAAUUAUAUUUGACUGACAAAAUGUUUACCGCACACAUAUCGUUAGACAUACUGAGUGUGUCAAAAACCCACAAUUUACCCAUUCUUCCUGCUGAUGCUUCACAGCUGUCUCCUUAAAGUCUGGCUUUUACGGUUCGGUACCUUAUAAAAACGUAGUUAUGGGUUUUAAUCUUGUUUACUGUACACCCUGUCAUAUGGCAGUUUUAAACAUUGUUCUUUUUUUCGUUACAAGUCAGAAAUGACAAGGAGGCAGUUUCCCACAGUAGAAAGUUCCCUCCGGUGUGGGCGUGGCUUAAAUGCGCUCUCUAUCUAUGUAUUUAGAGAAUAGCAGGGGUCCUAAAACUGAUCCUUGAGGUAAGCCAUAGUUAACUGGCAUUUGAUUUGAUGAUUCCCCACUUAAAUGAACAAACUGAUAUCGCCAGAUAAAUAUGAUUCUGAACCAUUGUAAGGCUCGUCCCGAAUAAUUUCUCUAAGCGAUCUAGAAGUAUGUCAUGAUCUAAGGUAUCGAAUGCAGCACUUAGGUCAGGUAAACCUACUAGUGAAAAGCAGCCUUGUUCUGAUGCUGGUACAUCAUUUGUCAUUUUAACAAGUGCGGUCUCCAUGCUAUGAUGUGCACCGAGCGAUGCGUUCUUCAAUUCUGAUAUGCAUUUUACACGACUCUAUGUGGUGAUCGGAGACAUCUUUGUUCUACAUUGCUCGAUUCCAUGUGAUAUAACUAGGUCUAGUGUAUGAUUAAAGCAUGGUGGGUUUGUUUAUGUUUUGCUUGACACCAAAUGAGUUCACUAAAUCUAUGAAUGCAACUCCAGAAGCAUCAUUUGCGUCAUCUCCAUGAAUGUUGAAAUCUCCAGCAAUUAGUGCUUUGUCAGCACGGACCAACAGGUCUGACAUAAAGUCUGUAAACUCUUUUAGAAAAUCAGUGUCAGGGCCUGCGGGUCUAUACACAGUGGCCAAAACGAGAUAUAGUUCUUGUUUUUGUCUUAUAUCUGGAAGAGGUACUUUAAGACCAGCAUGUGUCGGAUCUAAACUAACAGAAACAUUUGUGAUACUUCUGUUAUGGUUAUCCAGAAGGAUGUGUAAGAUCUCAGUAGUAUUUCUUAUGCUUAUAUCAUCAUUGUUGUUAUCCAUGAAUUAUCUGUGUUACAAGAAAGGCAGAAGGGAAGUAUUGUAUUAUUUUUUCAUUUAGAUGCCCAAUUACAUUUAUAGAAAAAUACGUUGGAGGCAUUCUAUUGUUGUCAUUUUGUUAUUGACACUAGAUGGCGUUCAAGUGUUUGUCAUGUAUUUAAGUCACGUGAUGAUGAAGGUCAACUCUAUCGGCGCGUGCAGUGUCAAGACCGUCUUGUGCCCAUAAUAUUCUGGGUUUUGUUUUAUUUUGUUGCCUGCUAUGCAAUGUGGACAAUACAUGGACUGCCAUAUCCAACUUAUGUUUUCAAUAUAUGAAUAUAAUAUAUUAUAUUCAAUAUAAUAUAUUUUCUGAAGAAAAUAGAAAAAAACAUUUAAAUUGAAAAUAAGUUGGAUAUGUCAGUCCAUUUUUUGUCCACGUGGCAGUGCAGGCAACAAAUAAAAACAAAGCCCAGUUUCAGUUUGUUAUUUUGCCCAAUAAAAAAUGACAAUAGUCUUUUUAAAUAUCAAACCAGUUUUGGACAGAUUCGUAAACCAUGACAGGAUUUUGAUUCAUGUUAACAUUUUCCCACACAAAAGCAGUUAUUUGAAUCAAAGAGUAUAAUAGAUAUAGAGUUAUACUCCUCAUCUGUGUCCGUGCCGUAAUCACAGUUAUAAGCGCGCACCCUGACUCGAGCGCGGGCACAGAGAAGGAAAUUUGAUUUGAACGAUAAGACUGCUGCUUUAAAUGAUACGACUAUCGGAGCAAUUAACAUUAAAACUGUCAGAAAAACAAUCAAAUGGAUUAAUGUUUAAUAAAUAUAAUAAUAACUGCAGCAACACAUCCCAGCAUCGCAAACUCUUAUUUGACCGCAGCAAGUGUAAAAUGCAGGGACUUCCGGCGAAACUCCGCUCUCAUUGGACAGCGCUCGGACGAGACAGGAAGUGAAAAGUUCUCGAAACGUUAUUAGAAAACUACAGCAGGGUCAUUUUAUCCCAAUGGGUGUGAUAUUUUGAGUAAAAAAUAGGCAUGUAAAUUCUCAAAUCAUGUAUUUAUUGUUAGUUUAUGAAACGUCUGUUUAUAUUUUACGCCCUGAUGAUAAGAGUCCAGACACAUAUUCAGUUACUAUACAUCUAAAUAAAUUUGAUUUUAUGUCUGUAUGCAUCACUAAUGGGAAUAAAACAUUAAUUAAUAAAUAAAUACAAAUUU
This is a messenger RNA of Triplophysa dalaica, 4486 nucleotides long. RefSeq names its product myelin-associated glycoprotein-like. Bases 89 to 1714 code for a protein of 541 amino acids. The transcript is spliced from 8 exons. Lineage: Eukaryota; Metazoa; Chordata; Actinopteri; Cypriniformes; Nemacheilidae. The record is from RefSeq and is a predicted model, not a curated record.